AUGUCAAAGUUUUUCAAAGGAGCAGUUUCAAGUUCAGAUUCUUCCGGGAGUGAAAGUAGCGAUGAAGAAGCUUUUGUGCCGUCCAAACCACUUACGCGACCUGGUUUCGCUUAUCCUUCAGACAGUGAGGAGGAAAGUGAAAGAAGGGUUGUUAAAGCUCAUAAGGAUCGAAAGUUUGAAGAGCUGAAGGAUCUUAUAAAGCAGGCGAAGAACUCAAAAAACAUAAAGGACAUGUCAAAACUUCUUACAACGUUUGAAGAAUUGUGUAGAGUCUUUGAAAAGACGAAAGCGGUGCUUACGCGUCAAGGAUUAUCUACUCCUCGUUUUUAUAUUCGAAAUCUUGUUGAGCUUGAAGAUUUUGUAAAUGAACAGUGGGAAGACAAAGAGGCUCGAAAAGGAUUGUCUAAAUCAAACUCAAAGGGUCUAGCAGCGCUUAGGCAAAAAAUUCGGAAGUAUAACAAAGACAUGGAAGUGGAAAUUGCUUCCUAUCGGUCUGAGCCCGAUCCUGUUGGGUACUCAAGUGCAGAUGUAGAUGAAGAAGACGAAGAAGAUGUUCAGCUUAUUUUUCUCAGAGAUUUUCAGGGGGAACAAAGCAGAGUGGAAUCAGUUACACAGAAACCAAAACGAAUUCACGAUUUAGAUGAGGACACCGAUGAGUGGCCUUCUGACUCUGAUGCAUCUUCUGAAUCGGAAUCUGAUCUUGAUUUUGAAGGGAAACAAAUGGAGGAACUAAGACGAUUUUUUUUAAAGAAAGAAUACAAAGAAGGUGGAGAAACAGAAGGUAAAGAAAAACGUCAGUAUGAGAGGGCGCAACGACAGAAGGAGCGUGAGGCGAAAGAAAGAACAGACGAGGCAGAAGAUGAAGAAUGGGUAAGCGUCCCGACGAAAGAAGAAAAAAUGCGUCAAUUGUUCGACCCAAAAACCGAGAUUACCCACGAUGUUGUUAUUAACAAACUGCAAGAAAUUAUUGCUACUCGUGGAAAAAAAUCGACAAACCGCAAGCAUCAUGUCAGAAGUUUGCAGGAACUAUUUCGAAUCGCGGAAGAACACAAGCUUGGUGAAGGUCUUUUAAUUAAAAUUCUAUUUUCAAUUAUAUCUGCGCUGUUCGAGUUAAACACACGUAUUAGUGACUGUAUGGAGUAUUCUUCAUGGAGCAGGACGCUAGGUGCUAUUAACAGCUUAAUAGAUAUGUUGAAUGAUAAACCGGACAUCAUUCUUUCGGUAUCUGUCAGUGAAGAUGACGAGAACGUGCGAGACGCUUCUGUUCCUUAUCGUGUUCACGGUUCUGUUUUAAUGACAGUGCAACGUCUUGAUACGGAAUUGAUAAAAAUCCUCCAAAAUGCCGAUUGUCAUAGCACAGACUUCAUUGAAAAACUGAAGGGAGAAAAGGAUCUUUGCGUUCUUAUUGGUAAGACUAUGGAUUACGCUAAUCAGAGGUUGGAUAAAGAUGUCUUUGUUGAAGACGAGAUUUGCAAACUUUAUAUGUUGAAAAUCGACCAUCUUUAUUAUAAAUAUGAAAGUGAAGAAAGUAUUGAAGACGGGCAGGAGUCUUCAAUUAUUACUAUGGAAAGGCUCUGUAAGGAGGUAUACACUCGAGAUGAAAGCAAACGAUUGAGACAGCGAGCUAUGCUGUGUCAAAUUUACCAUUUGGCAUUACACGAUAAGUGGCAUCAAGCCCGUGAUUUAAUGCUAAUGUCUCACCUUCAAUCUAUAAUUGAUCACUCAGAUAUUAGUACCCAAAUAUUGUAUAAUCGUACGAUAUGUCAGUUAGGUUUGUGUGCUUUUCGUCAUGGCUUCAUUAGAGAGGCUCAUCAAGGACUUUCUGAAAUUCAGAAUACGCAGCGUGCAAAAGAACUGCUUGCACAGGGGAUAGUUAUGCGACAACAAGAGAAAACUGCUGAACAGGAUAAACUUGAAAGGGCUCGCCAAAUUCCGUAUCAUAUGCAUAUAAAUGUUGAACUCAUGGAGUGUGUGUAUCUGAUCUGCUCCAUGUUGCUUGAAAUUCCUCAUAUGGCAUCGCAAGAGUAUGAAUUGCGUCGACGGUUAUUGUCACGGUCUUUUCAUUAUCAAUUAAAGCUGUGUUCGUUAAUUGGUCCACCUGAGAACACACGUGAGCAUGUCGUGGCAGCAUCUCGCGCUAUGCUGAGUGGGGAUUGGAAAAGAUGCAGAGAUUAUAUAGUUAAUGAUAAAAUGAAAGCAAAGGUUUGGAACCUCUUCCGUAAUUCUGAAAAAGUACAGGAGAUGGUUGUGCGAAGAAUACAGGAGGAGACUUUGCACACGUAUUUGUUGAUGUACUCGACAGUGUAUACAACCGUAUCUCUGAACAUGUUGUCGCAACUAUUUGAACUUGAUAAAUGCACUGUACAUUCUAUAAUUAGCAAAAUGAUUAUAUCUGAAGAGUUGAGUGCGAGUUUGGAUGAGCCUUCUGAAUGUUUGAUAAUGCACCGUGUUGAACCGAGCCGGUUGCAACUUCUUGCCCUGCAUUUAACUGAUAAGCUUACUCAACUAGCAGAUAACAAUGAACAAAUCUUGGAACCAAGGGCUGGACGUAGCUAUACCGGCCCGGGGGCAUGGUAUACGCAGCGGCAGGAGCGUUCUGCAGCGGAACAGCAACAGCAGCGCAACAGUAGAAACACCUACCAGGUUAAUUUCUCUUCUGACUAA
This is a messenger RNA of Enterobius vermicularis (human pinworm), 2664 nucleotides long. The record is from the annotation of a GenBank genome assembly. NCBI's taxonomy places the organism in Eukaryota, Metazoa, Nematoda, Chromadorea, Rhabditida, Oxyuridae.